AUGUCCAGUUAUACAGGCAAUCGAACCGGGGAAAUCCCGGGAAAGAUGUUUGGUGGGUGGUGGAAGAGCGGCGCGACCUUCAACAACUUCUUCAACUACUGGCACGGCGACGGCAAGGUCCUGCUUUGUUGUGAUAGCUACGGCCGCACUGCUGACCAGUACAUCGCGAAAGGUCUCUUCGCAGCCGAUCUGGCGUUUGUCACCAUGCUGGCUCCCUACACGUCUGCCGAAAUCAUUCCUCGCCUGCAGGGAUCGUCGCAGCCGCGAGGCAGUGCAGCGGAGGAGACAGCCACACCCUUUGCAACAUCCACUGGGCUCGGAAUCGACCUCGGCGGAGGCGGACGGUCAGUAUGA
Molecule: messenger RNA, 354 nt
Organism: Aspergillus viridinutans
Lineage: Eukaryota; Fungi; Ascomycota; Eurotiomycetes; Eurotiales; Aspergillaceae
Exons: 2
Coding region: 1-354 (117 amino acids)
Source: RefSeq, a predicted model, not a curated record